Aspergillus niger is the source of this 210-nucleotide messenger RNA. RefSeq lists its product as uncharacterized. The transcript has 2 exons. Lineage: Eukaryota; Fungi; Ascomycota; Eurotiomycetes; Eurotiales; Aspergillaceae. Bases 1 to 210 code for a protein of 69 amino acids. The record is from RefSeq and is a predicted model, not a curated record.
AUGAGCGAGAGCAUCGAGCUCUUCUUCCUCUUCCUCUUGCUGCUAGGAGACGAUAAUAGUGAUAACGGUGUUGAUGAUAAGGACAACCAUGAGUUGACCCCAGCUCCUGUCGCCCUUACUUGGCGAUGGAAGUGCCCAUGGACUCGUAGUAGUACUAAUGAGCAAUUUCAUGGCGUCAAUUUUCUCUUCCUUUUGCUAUCUGCUCAUUGA